AUAUAUAAAAAAUGAUCUAGGGUUUCCGACUUCCUCAGUUGGUUUAGGAGGCAGAGUUAGUCAUGGGAAAGACUCGGGGCAUGGGAACAGGGCGUUGUGUACCCAUUAGGACACAACGUUGCCGUCGUCCUACAUUCAAAGAACGUAGCUUCCGACGAAUGAGAUUGGCCGCACUACGUAAAGAAGCCUCGUUGCGGAUCCAAUCAGAUAAGAGUCUGAAGGGAAUUGAUCAGGAUCAGACCACUCUUGUCUCCGGAAUUGAAAUUCAGGCAAAGUUGUCGCCUGAUGUUUUUAGUAGCACCUCGAAGCCUCAGACGCCAUCAUCAAGCUCGGACGUUAUGAAGAAAACACUAGGUUCUCAAGUCUCUUUGCUACGUUGUUCUGCCUGUAUGCAAAUAAUCCCUUCUGAUAAGGGAUCUUCUGAUCAGGAUCAGACCCCUCUUGUCUCCAAAAUUGAUAUUCAGGAAAAGCCGUCGUCUGAUAUCGUUAGUAGCACCUCCAAGACUCAUGAAGGUAAGCAUCUCCGAUCAAGUUCAAAGAUGCCCAAAGCUUUUCUAAAGACAAAGAAGAACAAGAAGAUGAAGAAGAGCUCACGCAAAGCUGUAUCCACCACCUAAGUUACCACCAGUCUCUUUUUUUUUUGUGUACCUUCUUAUGCUUAAUCACGACUGUUUUUAAAAA
Messenger RNA from Raphanus sativus (radish), 681 nucleotides. RefSeq lists its product as uncharacterized. The record is from RefSeq and is a predicted model, not a curated record. NCBI's taxonomy places the organism in Eukaryota, Viridiplantae, Streptophyta, Magnoliopsida, Brassicales, Brassicaceae. The transcript has 6 exons. The coding region runs from base 63 to 617 and encodes 184 amino acids.